Syngnathus typhle (broad-nosed pipefish) is the source of this 1169-nucleotide messenger RNA. RefSeq names its product terminal nucleotidyltransferase 5C-like. Bases 27 to 1169 code for a protein of 380 amino acids. The record is from RefSeq and is a predicted model, not a curated record. The transcript has 2 exons. Lineage: Eukaryota; Metazoa; Chordata; Actinopteri; Syngnathiformes; Syngnathidae. Gene Ontology annotation, molecular function: poly(A) RNA polymerase activity; RNA binding. Gene Ontology annotation, biological process: mRNA stabilization.
UCGAGAAGCGAUUCCACCAUUUGACGAUGGAGCAACUCCAAGCUCUGGAUAAAGUCCUAACUGAGGUCAUUCCCAUCCACGGGCGAGGGAAUUUUCCCACACUGCAGGUGAGUGCCAAAGACAUCAUCCGCUUGGUCAAGGAUCGACUUGUAGAAAGAAACAUCCGGGUUAAGGAUAUACGUCUGAAUGGAGCCGCGGCCAGCCACAUCCUGGUGAGGGACAAUGGCCUGGACGUCAGGGACUUAGACAUUAUUUUUGGAGUGGAGUUACCUAGGCAGGAGGACUUCCAGGUGAUCAAGGAGGUGGUGCUGGGCAGCCUGAGAGACCUCCUCCCAUGUGGAGUUAACAGACACAAGAUCACCUGCCUCACCAUGAAAGAAGCUUACGUACCAAAGAUGGUGAAAGUCUUCAACGAGCACGACAGAUGGAGCCUCAUCUCUCUGUCCAACAACAGAGCCAAAACGGUGGGCCUGAGAUUCGUCAGCGCCCUCCGUCGGCAGUUUGAAUUUAGCGUUGACUCCUUCCAGAUCAUCCUGGACCGCAUGCUGGAGUCCUACUGGGAGAGUGACAGGAAACACGCAAGCAAGGUGUUCUCAGAGACUGUGGAGGCAGAGUGCAUGUAUGGUGACUUCAACCAGGCCGUGGAGCACCUACGGCAUCGCCUCAUUGCCACACACCACCCCGAGGAGAUCCGAGGAGGGGGGCUGCUGAAAUACAGCCACCUCCUAGUGAGGAACUUCCGUCCAGCCAGCGAGACGGAGAUCAAGUCUUUGGAAAGGUACAUGUGCUCGCGCUUCUUCAUCGACUUUUCCGAUGUGAAGGAGCAGCAGCGCAAGAUCGAAGCCUACCUGCACUGCCACUUCACGGGCAGCGAGGAGAGCGCCAAAUACGACUAUCUGAUGACUCUGUGGCGCGUCAUCGACGAAAGCACCGUGUGCCUGAUGGGCCACGAGAGGAGGCAGACGCUUAACAUGAUCACAGUCCUGGCUCUGAAGGUACUGGGGGAGCAAAACGCCAUACCCAACACCGCCAACGUCACCUGCUUUUACCAACCGGCCCCUUACAUGAGCGAGCCCAUCUACAGCAGCUACUUCAUCGCGCAGGCCCAACCCUCGCUCGUCUACCAUCCCUACCCGCUCCACGUCCACAUGCAAAGCGGCCUGGUGUAG